Molecule: messenger RNA, 3435 nt
Organism: Toxoplasma gondii ME49
Lineage: Eukaryota; Apicomplexa; Conoidasida; Eucoccidiorida; Sarcocystidae
Gene: GRA6
Product: dense granule protein GRA6
Exons: 1
Coding region: 1076-1750 (224 amino acids)
Source: RefSeq, a predicted model, not a curated record
UCUCCGAUGACACCACACUGGGCACGGGGAAAAAGAAGGGUGGAGACAAUACGCCGCCGAUGUUGUCAAAAGGCGACCAACCGAAACGGCUGCUGAUGAACGCACUCACACUCGCUUUUGCUGGCUGGUUUCCUUGGUAUUUAAACACACUGGAACGUUGUGCUGUCUUGCUGAGUCACUUUACGCAAAUGCAUACAAGUUCCGACGCGCGAGGCUAACCUGCUCCGACUUAUUGACUCCCCGAUCAAGAACGACUGAAUACACAGAGGAAAUGCCUCAGCCCGAAUGUCCUACAUGCAGUUCGCUGCGUAUCUGCACGGCAAUCCGGAGGGGAAGGGGGAGCAGCGGGUGUAACGUUGUCACCAGACAGCCGCCCUUCACAUUGGUUUCGCUGCUACGCGUUACCCGCACAAACUGUUUAGGAUAGCGUGUCUCUCCCGCCAACGCGGGAUCGUGGAGACUGCGUAUGCUGCAGCUUAUAGAAGCGACUUUCUGGUGUCUUGUGGCUAAAUUUCGAAAGAGGAUUGUUGACGCCUCCCAAGUUGUGGCUGCGUUGAUAGGCCGCAUUCAAGUUUUCCCCGUCACCACAACCUAGCAACAGACACGUACACUUUUUCCUAGUUGAACCCUUGCGGCGACCGGUUGACCGUAUCACGAAUACGUCGGACUGGUCUAGGUGAACGUGGUGCGACGAGCUGAUCACCACCGGAGGGCGUUGGCUUUCGUCGCUGAGGAUGCUUCUCAUCUUGUUCCACCGGCUGCGACGCGGAGCAGGAACGGCCGGACCUGUACGAAACACGAGUCUCGCGCGUCUCAGCAAAUGCCCACUGGCUGACUCUUCCCCAUUAGUAGAAUAUUUGCGUCGUCGAAUGCUGACGGCAAACAAAACGAAGUGUCUACAGCGUGUUUUGCUGUGCAUUGCAGGCUGCUUUAUUUAGACAUUUUGGCCGCAAAAGAUUUGUGUUUCCGAGCAGGUGACCUGGGUCGCUUUUUUGAAACAGCAGGAAAACAGCUUCGUGGUGCCACGUAGCGUGCUUGUUGGCGACUACCUUUUUUUCUUGGGAGUGUCGGCGAAAUGGCACACGGUGGCAUCUAUCUGAGGCAGAAGCGUAACUUCUGUCCUUUAACUGUCUCCACAGUUGCUGUGGUCUUUGUAGUCUUCAUGGGUGUACUCGUCAAUUCGUUGGGUGGAGUCGCUGUCGCAGCAGACAGCGGUGGUGUUAGGCAGACCCCUUCGGAAACCGGUUCGAGCGGUGGACAGCAAGAAGCAGUGGGGACCACUGAAGACUAUGUCAACUCUUCGGCGAUGGGCGGUGGCCAAGGCGACUCGUUAGCUGAAGAUGAUACAACCUCCGAUGCGGCGGAGGGCGACGUUGACCCUUUUCCCGCGCUGGCGAAUGAGGGGAAGUCGGAGGCGCGUGGCCCGUCGCUCGAGGAAAGAAUCGAAGAACAGGGCACAAGACGACGUUACUCCUCUGUUCAAGAACCACAAGCGAAGGUGCCUAGCAAACGAACACAGAAACGCCACAGACUCAUUGGUGCUGUGGUGUUGGCAGUAUCUGUGGCAAUGCUUACCGCUUUCUUUCUUCGAAGGACUGGACGACGCUCUCCCCAAGAACCAUCUGGGGGUGGUGGUGGAAAUGAUGCAGGCAAUAAUGCUGGGAACGGUGGGAAUGAAGGCAGAGGUGAAGGAGGCGAGGAUGACAGGCGCCCGUUGCACCCGGGAAGUGUGAAUGAGUUUGAUUUUUAAAGAUGAAAACAGGGGGUCUAUGCGCCACUGGGGCACUCUGUGUCUUGUAGUCGAUGCCAUGCAACGACCGGGAGAGCGGCACUGUCCGACGUGGAGAAGAACGUAGGAAUCUGUACGAACUGCGCUCCUUACAGACUUGGGACGUGGACAGGUCGACAUGUGUGGACGGGUCGCGAUGAAUGGUUUGCGUCUUUUACACCUGAGGUAGUGUACGUCGGCGAUCGCAGGGCUGUAACGCUCAGGAGAAUCUUCCAAAGAACGGUGAAGCCGAAUCUGUCGAGUUACCAUCUGGCAGUUGUGACGUGGUACUACCGGACUGAAAUAAAAAGCAAAGUUUUCGUAAAGUCUGUGGCAGCGAUUCCAGUGAAACGUCGAAGAGAUGAAACAUAAGUAGGAAUACGAUAAUGCCUCCGACACCGCCGGCAUCACCUGCAAGCGUGACGUUUCAGUCGGGGAAGAUGCUUAAAGUGUGAAGCGAAAAGAGUCGCACACACGAGAACGAAUGAGUGUAAAACAGGGGCCGGAUCAUACACCGACCCGUCGAUGAGGCAGAGCCGCUGCGCCGAAGCUGCCGCGAUUUGUCAAAGUUUUCACGUGUUUUGUGUUUUGCGUCGUGUGUAUGCCGUGUCGCGAUUUCGUCUUUCAAAACUCCACACAAGCGCGAAAAAUUAUGGAAACGUAUCAUGCGUGGGCUGAAUACGAUGUUGAAUUGCACGUGCACAUGCCAGCGAAACUAGCAGGUUUCACGUUUUCGUGGGUUUGGGCCGGGCAAGCGAUUCAGAAGUUGUAGCGACUGGUAAUGGGUAGGCAGAACAGCGCGAGUGUACAGAGACUGCAAAACAGCGACACCUACAUGCGUUGAGCUACCAGCCCCUACAGAAGAGUGCAGACGGUGCUAUUAAUUGCAACACAAAAUAUAGUAGAGGAGUCCCAUGUCAGGAGAUCAUCUACGUUUUCCAGUGUAUGGAAAUCCCCUUCCAGAAGGCAACGUAUAAAGGACAAAGAAAUGAACCCUGGAUGUAUGGCCGAGGCCGUUCCUAUAAACACUUUGAGCAUUCGCAUCGCAUGCACGCAGAUGGUCUCUAGAAUGAACUAUCUAGCAGAGACAACAAAAGGAAAGCCACCUUCGGGAAGAGUGUACCCGUGAAAGCGUCCGUGUGGACGUUGAUACAGGUGUGUGUGAGUUACAGAGGUGUGAAGGUUAACAGCAAGAGACAACUGCUACAACUCAAUUGCUCGUAUGAUCAGUACCAUCGUAGGGCGUGUUAUUGACCUGUUGAGACCGGCGUUCUUACAAGCUUUUUCUGGGGAGUAUCGUCUACGGGUUGGACUCUUUCAACCUUGUCUGUGACUAUCGAAACUAGAGCUGUGGCCAGAGACGUCCCGCAGCCGAUGACGCAAUGGAGACCAGUAUACACUGUGAGCUCGACUGCGCGUAUAAAUUUCAGAUGUCUUCGUUUACUGUAACAAGUGUUUUUGCCUCGUGCCGUUUAGAGAACACUCCGUUGAUAGUGUCCAAAGCGGUGUUGAUGCUAACGGCCUGACGACUUCCCUCAUCCCCAACGAAAUCCCCGGUCUAGAGCGCUCCGCUCCCUUUCGAAGAACGGUGAAACGGUUUGACUAACAAGCUGGUAUCCUAGGUAUAAGGACAUUCGUAUUUACAGCUGGUACCCAGUUUAACAUGC